Messenger RNA from Fraxinus pennsylvanica, 792 nucleotides. Lineage: Eukaryota; Viridiplantae; Streptophyta; Magnoliopsida; Lamiales; Oleaceae. The record is from the annotation of a GenBank genome assembly.
AUGGCUUCAUCAAAUAGACAUUGGCCUAGCAUGUUCAAGUCCAAACCCGAAUGGCAGCAUGACAUCAUCUCCUCUCUCAUAUCAACUGGUUGCCACAGAACCCCAUACACAUCAGUGCCCGGAAGUGAAGAGAGAAGUCCUGAACCUAAGACGAGAUGGAACCCGAGACCCGAGCAAAUCCGCAUACUGGAAGCCAUUUUCAACUCAGGAAUGGUGAAUCCUCCAAGGGAUGAAAUAAGAAAAAUUAGGGCUCAAUUGCAACAGUAUGGCCAAGUUGGAGAUGCCAAUGUUUUCUAUUGGUUUCAGAACAGAAAAUCAAGAAGCAAACAGAAGAACAGACAACUCCAUAACACCAAGUCACAAACUCACCACGCGCCGCCUGUCACCACCACCAUGGCUGCCACUUCUUCAAUUCUACCACCAUCCGUAAAAUAUUCUCCGAGUUCCAUAGAAAAGAUGAUUUUCUCAGUUUGUUCCAGUCCUCUAAUGGAUAUAUCCAAUUCUCCAACUGGUUCAGCCAACCAAUCGAUUUUCCGAACUCCCAACGAGUUCUUGGCGGAACCCUACAUUUUUCCGGUGCAACAACCCUCAGAAGGCCCAUCAACUGCUGCUUUUACACAAGGGUUUUGCUUUCCAGAUGUAUCUGAUCAUGUUACAGAUCAUACGGCUGGAAAUUGUUGCUCCAGUCUCUCACUCAGUGAACUUAUGCCGAUGAAUCACGAGCCAUCCGAAAAGGCUAAUCAGGAUGAUCACGAGAAGAUGAAACUGCAGCAACAACUGAGUACAGCGUGA